This is a messenger RNA of Salvia miltiorrhiza (redroot sage), 914 nucleotides long. RefSeq lists its product as uncharacterized. Lineage: Eukaryota; Viridiplantae; Streptophyta; Magnoliopsida; Lamiales; Lamiaceae. Gene Ontology annotation, cellular component: chloroplast. The transcript has 7 exons. Bases 56 to 784 code for a protein of 242 amino acids. The record is from RefSeq and is a predicted model, not a curated record.
AACCAUAACUGUAACUCUGUAAUCCACAUUCUUCAUCUUCUUCUUCUUCUUCUUCAUGGCUGCCAUGCCGAAAUUGAUGCAAUCCAUCUCCCCUCCAUCAACGACCAAUCCACACCCAUCCUUCCCCUUGUUGCUUGAUGCUGCUUUUCUCAUCUCUAGAAGAAGUUUUAUCAUCGCUUCUUCACUUGUAGCCUUAUCUUCUUCUUCUUCUUCUUCUGCUGCUGCUGCUGCCGCCCUAGCUCAACCGCCUUCCAAGUCCUUUCUUUCAGGCAUUGCCAACACCAAGUCGUGGUUCCAAUUCUACGGCGAUGGCUUCUCAAUUCGCGUCCCGCCAAAUUUCCAAGACAUCACGGAACCUGAGGACUAUAAUGCUGGACUGUCCCUCUAUGGAGAUAAAGCGAAGACGAAGACUUAUGCUGCGCGUUUCGCGACUCCUGAUGGAUCCGAAGUUCUGAGCGUUGUUAUCCGGCCAUCUAAUCAACUUAAGAUUACCUUCUUAGAGGCACAAGACAUUGCUGAUUUAGGUUCUCUGAAGGAGGCAGCUAAAAUAUUUGUUCCAGUUGGUGCAACAUUGUAUUCUGCUAGGAUAUUUAAGAUCAAGGAAGAAGAAGGAUACAGGAAUUAUUACUUUUACGAGUUUGGUGGAGAUGAGCAGCAUAUAGCACUAGUAGCUGCUGUGAAUAGUGGAAAGGCUAUAAUUGCAGGAGCUACUGCACCGGAGAGAAAAUGGGACGAUGACGGCAUACGCCUUCGCUCUGCUGCCGUCUCUCUCACAAUUGUAUAACGCAAUUAGAUAGUUAUGUAACUUUCUUUUGUAUUUUGAAGUGUACGUUAAAAUUAAACAAUGUUUCGGGAUGUACAGCUUUUAAUAUUAAACAAUUUUUACAUUUAUGAUUAUGUAAUUAUUUGUCGCA